AUGUCAGGGAGUGCACAAGAUGUGUGGACGUUAAAGGAGAAGGAGGUCGCCAUGCUCACGAAGUUGUUGAUACUGCCGCCGCGACACGUGCUGGAGUAUGGUUGGCCGUCGUCAAAGUGGCUGGAGAAACAGGAAUUCAAGAUAGAGAAUGGAUUCGAGUGCGACAAAGGUGGCUGGUACCGCCUGACGAAGCGCUUGGAGCGAGACAUGUCGACCAUCCAGCAGAUGCGGGUCCUCCUGGCCGAGGCUACGGGCUUUCAGAAGAACAAGGUGCUGCCGCCGCGGGUCGAUGUUUGUUGGGUCCAUCGUAGUCUCUCGCCCUUUGUCAUCCACGAGGUCUUUGAGUGCCUGGCCGAGGAGGUGACGUUCAAAACCGAUGUUGUCCGUGGCUAUCGUGGUAUUGAGCAGACGGCGGACCUAUCCGAGUUUGUGAAUCGCAUGACGGGCAUCAACGGCCUCUGGCUGAGCGAGGACGAGUUCGAUGAGAUUUUCUGCAAGCACCCAGAGGGAGGAGGAAACGGGACCGAGGCCUUUCCCGAGGCCAACCGGUUCCUGCCGCUGCUCAACGCCAUACCGAGGAGGGCACGGGACAAGCAGGGGCGCAGAGACCGCAGCAAGCCGCGGCCCCGGCGCAGCUGCGAAGCCUGCGUGCUUGCCUUUGUUGGUGCGCGAGGAAGGUUGCUGUCAGACCUGCGAGCACACUUGUUGGCGCGAUCUCGGGUCGGCGGGAAGAUGCCUAGGCUGCUACGCUUUGUCGAUGCUUGGAUACAACACUUUGGCGGCGAGCGCGCAAAACGGCUGACCCUUGAAAGCGAAGACCUGGCGGAUCAUAUCGAGGACGUCUUGCGCCGUGAUGCGGAAGAGCAACGUCGCAACCGGCGUAGCAAAAAGGCACGCAAGUCCAAGGGCCGUUCGGGUCAGGAGAACUCGGCAAUAACCACGGAUGGCGAAGAAAAUGGGCUGCCUGGACCUGAGCCAACAAACUUGGGCUUUCCACUGCCACAGCUCGGGCCGCACCGGCUGAUAGAUAACCGUGUGUGUGGGACGUCUACCGCGAGACCGUGGAGGAAUCGAGAGUCUAGAAAUGACUUUGCGGAUGAUUCCUUUGAGAACCAUUACCCCCAGGGGGUCGUUGACUGUGAUGAUCGUCAAUACGUACCUGCAGCCCCUGUGGCAUCGGACCCCAUAGUAGGUGGGUAUGCAGCGCAGCAGGAGCACUAUGGUAUUGGUAAUGAUUAUUAUCAGAACAACUACUAUGACAACCCUUAUGGCUACAGUCAUCGGGAGUACAAUGGCCAAAACGAUCAUGACCCGAAGUUCAGCGACGAUGACUACGACGGGCAGUAUACCCAGCUGGGGGAAAACAGACGCGCAGGUAAACCUAGCAGCAGUAGACAGUCGGCUGUCCCUACUGCCGGGAGAAGGGAAUCUGACCUUGGGUCCGUCAGACAGCCGGGUACCGCCUCGAUUAGCCAGUCCGAGGGACAAGACGACUGCGAACUGGAUGAAACCCAGCAGUACAUUGGCCCGAGAUCGCACUGGCGUUUGCCAAACAAAAAGGAGGAGGAGGAGGCUGCCGCCGAUGAGGAGAUGGAGCAUGACGAGACCUGGGACGUCCAGACUAGACUUCGAGAGUGGAGCUCUCGGCGUCAACUACGUCCAGAACCUGUCGUGCCAUCUGAAGGCAACAUAUUGUCGGCAUUUCGUACAACCUCUGGUGGUAAUAGUCACAAGUCUACUUCAGCAAGCCUGAAUGGGGCAUACCAACCCUCUUCAAACAGGACCAUGACGAACCUGAGCGCUAUCGUACCGCCUCUCACACUGCGGGGCACCGUUACUGCUGCUGCUGCUGCUGCUGCUACCGAACCGGAUGAGGACUACGGAUACGAGUCGGACUCGUGGCGAUCUGCGUCCGUCAUGACCUGGGUCCAGAGCAGCCGGCAACCAGCAGCAUCGACCGACGUGCCACCCGUGCCCAGGAUACCGUCCCAAUACAAAGAGAGGCGCUAUUCAAGGUCGCAGCAAAAAAGCAUGGACCGCAACAGCUUCUACCAACUGAACAGCGCGUCGUCCAUCUACUCGGACAAUGACACGGCGUCCACGGCUUCUUCGGUCACGGUCUACACCGACAUCAACAACAAGCCGACCUCGACGCAUCUGCCCGUCCCUUUCAGAGAUCCUUUCGCCCAAGGUCAACAGAGCAGCGGCCGUGCCAGGUCCAUGGUGUCCGAGGUCUCGUAA
Molecule: messenger RNA, 2241 nt
Organism: Pyricularia grisea
Lineage: Eukaryota; Fungi; Ascomycota; Sordariomycetes; Magnaporthales; Pyriculariaceae
Exons: 2
Coding region: 1-2241 (746 amino acids)
Source: RefSeq, a predicted model, not a curated record